Hibiscus syriacus is the source of this 2552-nucleotide messenger RNA. RefSeq names its product far upstream element-binding protein 2-like. Gene Ontology annotation, molecular function: mRNA binding. The transcript has 7 exons. Gene Ontology annotation, cellular component: cytoplasm. The coding region runs from base 156 to 2399 and encodes 747 amino acids. The record is from RefSeq and is a predicted model, not a curated record. Gene Ontology annotation, biological process: regulation of gene expression. NCBI's taxonomy places the organism in Eukaryota, Viridiplantae, Streptophyta, Magnoliopsida, Malvales, Malvaceae.
AAUUAGCCUUAAACCCUAUUCCACAAACCCAAAACGCGAUCUUUUUAUCACUUCUUCUUCCAUCCUCAUCCAGCACUUCAAUACUUUCAUUGCUUCCCAGUUUGUCCCUUCUUCUCGAAACCCUAGAUUAGCUAUCCCUUUUCCCGUGCAUUUUGAUGGCGGAGGAAGAGGCCGUAGCCGCUGUACCCGAUCCUGUCCCGUUCGAUCAUAAGCGUAAACUUGAGGAUCUCGAGCCCCAAGACCCCCUUGUCUACAUGCCUCGUGACAAUGCUGUAGACCCCGAUGCGGAAGAUAACAAUGUAGCGCCAUCUGAUUCGUCCGACUCCAAACGCCGUAGGCUCGACGAGGAUAAUGCCGAUGACUUGGCAGCCAAUGAGAAUGGGUUCCAAGCUGAGGAAUCAGACGAACCUGCAAAGGAGGAAGAGGAGGCUCCUCAGCAAAAUGAGGUUAACAAGCAAGCAAAAUAUGGCGGUUCUCCUUUAAAUGAUGCUGAGGAUACUGUAAAACAUGACCAAGUUGAAGGAACUACGGAGGGAAUGGAUCAGCAGUCAACAGAUAAUCUUGAAGCUGCUGAUGCCGAGUUAGGUAAAGUUGAGAGUUUCGAGGCAGAUAAUGGUCAAGAACCCACUAAAGAGGAUAAUGAACAACCCUCUGAUGAGCUGCCUCAGCAGGAGGUUGAUGAUGGUUCAACUAUUACUCGAAAAAUGGAGGUUCCUAAUGCUAAGGUUGGUGUUCUCAUUGGAAAGGCAGGGGAACCUAUAAGGUACCUACAAUACAACUCAGGUGCAAAAAUUCAAAUUAUGAGGGAUGCAGAUGCUGAUCGUGAUGCACCUACAAGACCUGUGGAAAUAAUUGGAACAUUAAGUAGCAUAAACAAGGCUGAGAAGCUUAUAAAUGCUGUCAUAGCAGAGGCUGAUGCUGGUGGUUCUCCUUCCCUAGUAGCUAGGGGUCUUGGUGCCACACAGGCUACUGGUGCUGUUGAUCAAAUUGAGAUACGAGUUCCAAAUGAGAAGGUUGGUUUAAUCAUUGGUAGAGGUGGGGAAACUAUAAAAGGACUGCAGACUAGGUCGGGGGCUCGAAUUCAGUUGAUACCUCAACAUCUCCCAGAAGGGGAUGGGUCAAAAGAAAGGACAGUGAGGGUAACUGGGGAUAAGAAGCAAAUUGAGAUUGCCAGAGAAAUGAUAAAAGACGUUAUGAAUCAGACUGUCAGGCCAUCAUCUCUUUCUGGUGGUUUCAAUCAGCAGGGCUAUGGACCUCGGGGAACUGGUGGUCCACCGCCUUGGGGUCCCCGUGGCCAUCCUUCACAAACAGGGUCAUAUGAUUAUCAGCAAUGGGGACCAUAUCCAUCUCAAAACUCUCAUUACGAACCUCCUUAUGGUGGCUACCCUUCUCAUCCAAUGGCUCCAAGGAGCAACUUUGGUCCUGGUUGGGAGCAGAGGCCUCAUAAUAUGCAGGGACCUCCGCAGAGUGGAGGUUAUGAUUACUACAGCAGGCCCUCACCUGCUCCAGCUAUGGGGCCAGCUUCGUCUCAGUCAAAUUAUAGUUAUGGACAGCCUCGUGGUCCGGUAGAUUAUGCCCAUCCACCACCCUAUUCCCAAGCUGCUCCGCAGCAUGGCUACGGACAUGGAUAUGAAGAGAAGUAUGAAAAUCACACCCCUGUCCAGCAUCCUUAUGGAGGGCAUGGGUCUACUCAGGCAGGAUAUGCGCAGACAGGUCCUCAACCUGGGUAUGCUCCUCAGCAGCAAUAUGGCAAGUCACCAUCAUAUGCAAUGCGAUCACAAGUACCCCAAUCAUAUGGUCCAACCAAUCAACGUGUUGAAGUACCAUAUCAAGGUCCAACUGCACAGUCAUACGGUCCGAAUGUCCCUCCACAGCAGCAGUACCCAUAUGCAUCAAGUGGGCCCACACAACAAAGCUAUCCUCCAUAUGGCUCUGCACCACCUAGUGAUGGAUAUAGUCAGCCUACAUCUGUUACUGGCCAAGCUUAUCCGCAGCAAGGUACCCAGCCUGUUGGUUACAGUCAGCCAACCGUUUAUGCUCAAGCAAGUACUGCCGGGUAUGGUCAAUACCCACCAUCACAAGGUUACUCUGAACAGCAACAAAUUCCAAACAAUGCAGGUUAUGGCUAUCAAGGGGCUCAGGAUUCUGGUUAUGCUAGUGGUGCUGCGGCGACAUAUGGUGCACCGCCAACCAGUGGCCAAUCCACUUAUGCUCAAACAACAGCAGCUCAUCCUACCUAUGAUCAGUCUGUUACCCAAUCUGGUGGUUAUGCAGCAGCAACAGCACCAGCAUCAGCACCAGCAUCGGGUACUGCGCCUGCUGGGUAUGGAAAAACAGUAUCACCCCAGCCUGGAUAUCCGCAGUACGAUUCUACCCAGAUGUAUGCUGCACCACGUUGACAUGGCAGUCUUCCUGUAUUUGGUGUGUUGGUUAAUGUAGUCAUGUACCGAACAACUUCUAGAUGGCAGUGUCAUCUUUGGUAUUUUUGUUUUUAACUUCCGGUGCUACUAAUUUCUUUCAUAUCUUUGGUUUUGUUCUCUUGCCCUCCGGAU